Arabidopsis thaliana (thale cress) is the source of this 1023-nucleotide messenger RNA. Its product is annotated as Late embryogenesis abundant (LEA) hydroxyproline-rich glycoprotein family. Gene Ontology annotation, biological process: defense response to other organism. The record is from RefSeq and is marked reviewed. The coding region runs from base 72 to 917 and encodes 281 amino acids. Gene Ontology annotation, molecular function: calcium ion binding. Gene Ontology annotation, cellular component: membrane. The transcript has a single exon. Lineage: Eukaryota; Viridiplantae; Streptophyta; Magnoliopsida; Brassicales; Brassicaceae.
CAAAUCCUUACUGUCACCAAAUCAAAACCUUCAUUUCAUCUGCUUCGCAUUAUUUCUCUGAUUCAAGAAAAAUGACGGUCGAGAAACCACAAGAAAUGACCGGCGAUACAAACUCCGACGGAUUCCUAACUAACAAAGACGUUCACAGAAUAAAGCAUCCAUCGCUAGAUACCAACGAUAGUUCCUCCAGCCGAUACUCCGUCGAUUCUCAGAAAUCAAGAAUAGGACCACCGCCUGGGACUUACGUCAUCAAACUCCCUAAGGAUCAGAUCUACCGUGUUCCUCCACCGGAAAAUGCUCACCGUUACGAGUAUCUCUCUCGCCGGAAAACAAACAAAUCGUGUUGCCGGCGAUGUUUAUGCUAUUCCCUCUCUGCUUUACUCAUCAUUAUCGUCCUCGCAGCGAUUGCCUUCGGAUUCUUCUACCUCGUUUACCAGCCGCAUAAGCCACAGUUCUCCGUGAGUGGAGUCUCCGUCACCGGAAUCAACCUGACGUCAUCUUCUCCGUUUUCUCCGGUGAUCAGAAUCAAGUUGCGAUCUCAGAACGUUAAAGGUAAACUCGGUUUGAUAUACGAGAAAGGAAAUGAGGCUGACGUGUUUUUUAACGGAACCAAACUUGGGAACGGCGAGUUCACGGCGUUUAAGCAGCCGGCGGGUAAUGUAACGGUGAUCGUGACGGUGUUAAAGGGAUCGAGUGUUAAGUUAAAGAGCUCGUCGCGUAAAGAGUUAACGGAAUCGCAGAAGAAAGGAAAAGUGCCGUUUGGUCUCAGAAUUAAAGCGCCGGUUAAGUUUAAGGUUGGCUCCGUUACAACGUGGACGAUGACCAUUACGGUGGAUUGCAAAAUAACAGUGGAUAAGUUAACGGCGUCAGCAACUGUGAAGACGGAAAAUUGCGAAACGGGCUUGAGCCUGUUGUAAAAUUUGAGCUAGUUUUGUUUAUGCCUUGAUGGGCUUUGUUCGAAUUAUGUUAUUUUUAGUUUGUUUGAUUCAAUAUAUAUUUUUGAAUUAAAAUUGAAAUUUGCUC